Messenger RNA from Saccostrea cuccullata (small rock oyster), 3490 nucleotides. RefSeq names its product arrestin domain-containing protein 3-like. NCBI's taxonomy places the organism in Eukaryota, Metazoa, Mollusca, Bivalvia, Ostreida, Ostreidae. The transcript is spliced from 8 exons. The record is from RefSeq and is a predicted model, not a curated record. Bases 139 to 1407 code for a protein of 422 amino acids. Gene Ontology annotation, biological process: protein transport. Gene Ontology annotation, cellular component: cytoplasm.
AAGCUUCCUAUGUGAUUAAUCCAAAAAAAAAUCUAUAAAUCGUAAAAAAGUAUUUGGAACAUAUUACGCAAACUAUAUUAAAAAACAUGUGGUAACUACCCCAAGAUGGUGAUUAACAUUUAACAAUUUAAGUGGGAAAUGAAAAUACAGAGAUUUGAGAUUCACGUGGACGGUCAGACUAGCAGUAAUAUAGUGGUGUUAUCAGGGACAGAUCUUAGGGGCACAGUAUACAUAAAUGUUUCCCAUUCACUCAAAAUUCAAAGCAUCAGUGUCUAUGUAUUAGGAAAAGCAAAAUGUAAGUUUGAUCGUAGAUCAGAUAAUGACAAGAGGGAAUUUACAGCCAAAGAAACUUAUGUCAAUUACAAGCUCUACUUGUUUGGAGGAUCUCAAACCCAGGCUCAGACUCUAGAGGCAGGGGACCAUGUGUACCCCUUUGCUAUCCCCCUCAAUACUGCUGGGGAGCUUCCCUCAUCAUUUGAGGGCAGGAAGGGCUAUGUGAGAUACACCCUUCAGGGGCAGAUAGCAAGGCCAUGGAAGGCAGAUGAGAAUGUGGUUCUACCAUUCACUGUCAUUAAUCAUCUAGAUCUCAACGCUUUCCCUGAUUCAGUGAUGCCAAUCAUGCAGUACAGGAGACAAGAAAUAUCAGGGUGUUGUUGCUCAGAAGGGGAGAUAAUUGCUCAGAUGAAGGUGAAUAAGUCGGGUUUUGUCCCUGGGGAACCUAUUGUUGUAGAGAUGGACAUUAACAACAAGAGUGAGAAUCCUGUGCAGGCCUGGAGUGUAGAACUUAUACAGGAUGUGACUUACACAGGAUUUUCUAACAGUUUGUUUUCCUCUGGCAAUCCAAAGUACAAAACUAAGAGUGAGACUUACACACUGUACGUGAAUCGAACAUUGGCAGUGGGGGCGGGGCAGCAUCAGGUCUUUACCCGGGCAAUGCCUGUCCCCUCCCUCCCUCCUUCCUACUUAAAAGGCUGCAACAUCAUAGACAUUCAGUAUACUCUAACAUUUAAAAUAUCCACUGGUUGGAAUACAAUCUCCUUGGAUAAUACAGUCAUCAUAGGGAGUAUUCCAUUGAGAAACAUAUCCUCCCAGGUCACCCAGCCAGUCCCCACAGCCCCAGAGGUCCAGGAUUAUCCCCCACCGGUAGAAAAUCAGGACUUCUCACUCAUGGCUCCCUAUCCUGAUGCUCCCCCUUCUUAUUCGGAGUGUGUGUCAGGGCCCAUCAGACUGGAGGGGGGUGAGGAGGAUGAGGAUAAUGCCGCCCCCCUAGCUAACUGGACCCCUGCCUACCCAGUGUAUGACUACACAGCCCAGGUCAAUCAGGUCAAUGCUGCCAUGCCUUCACCUACAGCCCCGCCCACUGCUCCCCCCGCCUACGAUGAGAUCCAGUUCUCCACCAUUAAAUAGUAAACCAAGGAAUUAAUGUGGACAGCUUUGAACAAAUGCAUGACAAUGCGUGGAUAUGUAUUAGGCAUUUUUAUGUGUCAAUGAAGGUUGAUUUUUAUUUAAAUGGGAAACCUUCUGAAGUCAAUGUUUCUUUGUUUGCUGAAUUAUUUAUGAUGUACAUUUAUUUUGUGUUUUAUCCAUUGUAGAAGAUAAAAAUGUAUUUAUAUAUAAACAUGUAUACUGCUUUUAUUAUUCUUUACCAAUAUCUUAAUUGGUUUUUUAAAAAUAUUUUUUUAAAUGUUAAGUUUGACCUUUUCAUGAAUGAACGAUAUUAUUAUUUUUAUGUAAAGUUCAGAAUACAGACAUAUGAAGUCUUUUUUUUGACUUCCAGGAAGUAAUUGAACAGAAAGUGUGUGGGAAAAGGUCAUUAAAUGUAUUUUGUGAAGAAGCAUUAAGUUUUUAGUUUGUUUUAUUUGAAUUUGGGCUUCCCAGUGUCUCAAGGUUUCUGUGUUACGUCCAGUUACAUGUAGCUCAUCAUGUUUUAAGGGUUUUUAUGUCACACUCCAUCAUCACCUGUUUGUUUUAUUUCAAAAUAUUGAAAAUUUUUAAAUCCUGUAAACCAACUUUUAUUCGUGUGCGUUAAAUAUUCGUGAGUUCUGCAACUGAGGUGAGUUUGCAAAUAUUAAUUGCCAUGAACCCAUAAUUUUCCGUAGUAUUUGUAGAGAAUGUUUCCUAAGUAGCGAAAAUUAAUUUCCACAGAUUCAUUUUAAGCAGAUGAAUCGGGAAUAAAAGAUGACACAAAUGAUAUUGGUUUACAGCACUUUAACCUUUCUCUAUAUGAAAUCAAGUUAUACAUUGUGAUAUUAUGGCUUUAGAUGACCUUUUUAUGUUUUUGGCUUAAAUAAAAUGGGAACAAUUUUUUGAUUCAUACUCUUUAUACCAUGAUUAUGGGUAUUAUUAGCUACAUAAAAGUGCUCAUACCAUGCAUUGAUGAACAAAUGAUUACCUCAUUCAUUGAAAGAUGAUUUUUAAAAAUGCCUCAUUUAAUUUUGAUUGAAUGAAAUUUAUGUGACUUUGGGGAAAGGGGGUUAAAAAGGGUUACAUAUCACCUAGAAAGAUGAAAAAAUAUGAUUUUUUUUCAGAUUGUUAUAGAUACUUGAAAAAAAAAAGCUUUUUUGUGCAUUGCAAUAUUUAGUUUUACAUAGUGUGACAUGUAGUUAGAGUAAAACCAGAGGUGACAGAAACUGUUUCCUUGUGUUCUUAAUUUUUUUGUAUCCAGGCUUUAAUUUGUUAUUGAGAGUUGAGAGAAAAAUAAAUGUCGCUUUGCUCUAGGAAUUCAUCUUUGCUAUGAACUUGUCUAAUGAGAGCCAGACACAAAGAAACAUCCAAACUUAAUUUUUAUUUCGUAUAAAACUAUUUUAAUAGGUAGUGUCUUUAUCUGAAAAUGAUUGAAAAUUUGAACUUAUCCUUCCGGUAAACCAUAUUACUUUGUUCAGCAAGUACAAAAUAUCCACACUUUGAAUAAUCAAGAGUUUUCAUUAUCUGAUGAUUAAAAGAAUCUCUUAUGAAUGAAAUGUUUUGAAAUAGAAUCACGUCAUGUUUUUAGCUGAGUAUUGUUAAGAAGUCAUUCAGUACUUAUUUAUAUGUCUUUAUUUUAUCAGUGCUAGAGACGCCAUAUCUUUGAUACAGAUAAUUGUGUAUUUAUUGCUUGCAUAUCAUUUUAUUUAAUUUCUUGUAGUUUUAUAUGCUAUAUAUCAAGUUAUAAGGAAACAAUUUACACCUGAUUCAUGUUACGUUUUAUUUUUUCCUCGAAUUGCCCCAAAAUGGGGUACUGUAUUAUAGAGGAAAGGUGCAAUUAGAUGUAUUUUAUUGUUUACAGUAAUUGUUACAUUUGAUUUGUUUUGUUUUAUGUGUUUGAGGAUUAGUCUCAGAAUUGUGUCACAUAAAGACAAGAACCAAUAAAGGAAAAAAAAAGUAUUUGUAUUAAGAGAAAUGCAGGGAAUUAAUCAGUGUGUGACCUAAUACCACAGGGUUAGUGAAUUUGUGUGAAGUUUUGUAGGAGGAAUGUGUACCACAGUUUCUGUAUAUCUUAAUUAGGUUUCCU